Messenger RNA from Anguilla anguilla (European eel), 1449 nucleotides. RefSeq names its product Sp7 transcription factor (gene sp7). The transcript has 2 exons. The coding region runs from base 88 to 1449 and encodes 453 amino acids. Lineage: Eukaryota; Metazoa; Chordata; Actinopteri; Anguilliformes; Anguillidae. The record is from RefSeq and is a predicted model, not a curated record. Gene Ontology annotation, biological process: regulation of transcription by RNA polymerase II. Gene Ontology annotation, molecular function: RNA polymerase II cis-regulatory region sequence-specific DNA binding; DNA-binding transcription factor activity, RNA polymerase II-specific.
CCGGAGUUAGUUCAAACUGUCCCGGGACCGCGAGCUGAGACCCCCUCUGUUUUUACCUAUAGUGCUCUUGGGAUUUGACUCUCAGGGAUGGCCGCGUCUAUUUUGGAGGAGGAGGCCCGGUAUGGGUCCAGUCCCCUGGCGAUGCUGACCGCCACCUGCAACAAGUUCGGCAGCACCAGCCCGGCACGGGACACGGCCACGCCCGGCAAGGCCAGCGGCACCGGCCCGGUGAAGAAGCCCUACGGCCUGACCUCUGACCUCCAGGCGCCCAAGAGCGUGCGGGGCGGGGACGGGCUGGCCGACGCCUACACCGCCUCCUUCGGCGCGGGCGGGGGACUCCUCACCCCCUCCGGGAGCCCGCCCCCGCCCGCCGGGGGCUACUCCUCCGAAUACAACCCCUUCUCCCACUCCUUCCAGACCUCCGUGUCCCAGGACCCGUCCCUGCUGGCCUCCAAGGCCCACGCCACGGCCGACUGCCUGACCAGCGUGUACACCUCGCUGGACAUGUCGCACCCGUACGGCUCCUGGUACAAGGCGGGCAUCCACCCGGGCAUCACGGCGGCGCCCGCCAACCCCCCCACCUCGUCCUCCUGGUGGGACGUGCACCCCAACUCCAACUGGCUGAGCGCGGCCUCCCAGUCCCAGCCCGACCCGCUCCAGGCCUCCCUGCAGCCCGUGGCCCCCCAGGGCUCGCUCAGCCCCCAGCUGCCCAGCUACGGCGCCGACUUCACCUCCCUCAACCCCGCCCCCUACCCUGCCGUGGGCCUGGGCUCCUCCUCCCACCUCCUGCCCGCCCCCCACCAGCACAUGCUGCCGCAGCCCAAGCCCAUGCCCGGGGCGGGGCUGAUGGACCCCCCCAUGGGGCUGAAGCCGGCGCGGGCGUCGGGCGGGUACGGCGGGGGGGCCCCCGGGGGGCGCUCCACCUGCGACUGCCCGAACUGCCAGGAGCUGGAGCGCCUGGGGGCGUCGGCCGCCUCCCUGCGGAAGAAGCCGGUGCACAGCUGCCACAUCCCCGGCUGCGGCAAGGUGUACGGCAAGGCCUCGCACCUGAAGGCGCACCUGCGCUGGCACACGGGCGAGCGGCCCUUCGUCUGCAACUGGCUGUUCUGCGGCAAGCGCUUCACCCGCUCCGACGAGCUGGAGCGCCACGUGCGCACGCACACGCGCGAGAAGAAGUUCACGUGCCCGCUCUGCAACAAGCGCUUCACGCGCUCCGACCACCUCAGCAAGCACCAGAAGACCCACGCCGACGCCCCGCUCCAGGGCAAGGGCGGGGUCGCCAGCGAGGGCGGGGAGGCCCCGCCCGGCGGCGACCACGCCAGGCCCGGCGACGCCCUCAACGCCGGCGACCCCGCCCCCUCGGGCGCGGCCCCCGUGGACCCCGCCGCUGAGGAUAAGAGCGGGGUGGGGGGCGGGGUGGAGACGAGCGGAGGACUGCUGGAGAUCUGA